This is a messenger RNA of Tetrahymena thermophila SB210, 3525 nucleotides long. RefSeq names its product cyclic nucleotide-binding domain protein. Lineage: Eukaryota; Ciliophora; Oligohymenophorea; Hymenostomatida; Tetrahymenidae. The record is from RefSeq and is a predicted model, not a curated record. The transcript has 8 exons.
AUGAGUACUCCUUCACAUUUCAGGAAAAGUUUAAGUAUUUUAUCUGCAGAAUAAGAUUAGGACACUUCUUUUGAUAAGGAAGUAUCAUCAGAUGGAUAGAUAAAAAUAAAAUCUUAAAAAACUGCUAGACACUCAUCUUUUAGAAUAAUUGAUCAACUUAAUUAAAAAGCUAGCUAAACAUAGUAUUAAUAAGAAAAAAAUUUCUCAAGUUAUAAAAAGAAUGCUGCUAGUGAAGUAAACUAGCAAAUUUAGUUAGAGUCGGAAGUAAAUAUUGAACCAUAGAUUGCAAUUUAAGAAACAUUAAAUGAAGAAAAGUCUUUUUAGAGAUUCAUGCAAAUUGUAAAUAAGGAUCCUUCUAAUAGGUCAAUUGUAGAAAGCAAAUAAUUAUAUAAAAAUUUAAAAAGAGUUAGAUUUUUUGAGGAUUUGGAAAAAAAUCAUGGAAUUUAAACAGUCUAUUAAUGCUGUUAAUAUUUAAGAUUUAAAGAAAUAUAAACAGGCUAAAUAUUGUUUUAGUAAGGUGAUAUUGGAGAGGAAUUUUAUAUAAUUAUCCAAGGAUCUGUAUCAGUUUUAGUGAGUUCUUAUGAGUAGGCUAUGGAUGAAGCUGAUGUUCCUCAAGCUGAUUUAAGAAAAAAAGUAUUAAAUUAAAGCAAAGUAAAUUAAAAGCUUGAUUAGUCUUCAUAAAACAAUAAAUUUUAAAAAAAUUCGAAUUUGAAAGAAGUAAGUCCUAACCAUUAUUUAGAAAAGAAAAAGUCAGGCAUAUUAAAAAACUAAUAAGAUCCAUAAGGCUUUAGUUAGCUAAACUAGUUAUAGUAAGAUUCAGUAAUAAAGGACUCUUAAAGUGAUUAAAAUCAAUCUCUUUAGAAAUAAAAAAGCUAGAGUCCUUAACACAUUAGAGAGAGAUAGACUAGUGUUCCUUAGUCUAAGUUAGCUUAAUUUUAGAAAAUUUCUUCAAAAAUAAUUUCAGCUAACAGAUCUUAAAAAAUUAAUUAAUUAAACAUUUAAUCUUCCCCACUAAUUUUAUCAUAGCCAUUACCUUAGAAUAAGUAAAUAUAAGAUUUAAGACACAAUAACACAUCAAAAUAAAUACUCUCGAAAGACACCAAAACUUCUGGUCUAUCAAAAUCUGUUUAGUAAAAUAAGGAUAAUUAGUAACAAAACGAGUUUAAUAAUGAUGGAGUAAAAUUUUCCUCCUCAAACUCAAACGAAACGGUUUUUAUAUAAAGAGAAAUUAAAGUCCUUAAAAAAGGAGAUUCUUUUGGUGAGUUAUCUCUUCUCAAAGGCAAAAAUACUCCGAGAGCAGCUACAAUUAAAGCUAAAGAGCUUACCUAUUUAGUAUUUAUAGUGAAACAAGAUUUUUUAAAUGUGCUGAAGGACAAAGAAACAUAAAAAAUAUAGCACAAUAUAAAUUUUUUUUCUAAAAUUGCUUUAUUCAGUGGCCUUGAAGAUAAUUUUAUGAAAUAAAUCUAUUACAAUUCUUACAUUAAAGAGUACUAAAGGGGUUAAAUAGUUUUCAAGUAAGGGUAAGAAUCAGAUGCUUUUUACAUUGUUAAAGAAGGAGAAUUUUCAUUGUUUAAAAAUUAAUGCAUUCAUCAAAAAGAGCUAACUAAUAAAGAUAACGAAUAAUAAUUUCCUUUUAGCUUUUGUAAAUAGCAAGUCAAGUAAAAUAAGCUAAUGAAAAUUGCAAUUGUAAGUGCAGGUUUUGUUUUUGGAUUUGAGGAAAUACUGCUUAGAGUUUCAAGAAAAUAUUCAAUAUAAUGUGAAAGCAGUUUAGGAAUUCUUAUUGUAAUGAACUCAAAUGAAUUUUAUAGAAAAGUUUAUUCAUAUAGCAAAGUUGUUUCAGAGAGGUUUAAGAAAUAAAUUUAGAUUAACGAAAAUUUUAAUGAAUUUUAAGAAGUGAAAUAGAAUCAAAUUUGCUAACAGUUUAAAAGCUAUAUAAUGGCAGAGCCUACUAAUAAAAAAAUAUUAUCUUUGAAAAAAUAGCUUAAUGAUCUACUUAUAUCAUCAUAACCUUAAGUAUCAGUGUUUAAAAAGUCAGAUUAAAAUAAAGCAGAUAAUUUUUAUACAACAAAGCUAAACUAAAUAUUUGAAAAUCGUAAAAAUUUAGAAGGAACUUAUAAAAAUAUUUAAGAAUCUUAAUAAGAUAUAAAGGAUCAUGUUAAUUAUAGGAGCAUUAGUUGCUUCACAGAUGUUCUCAACUCUCCUAAAUGUUAAAAUCAAAUUUUUUACAGUAAAAAUCAAAGUACUCACUAUAAUUUUAACCAAUUUUAGCCAUUUUAAUACAAUUUGAAUGAAAAAAAUUAGAAAUUUCCACCUUUAGAAAAAUCUAUAAGCUAGAAAAGCUUUCAUGUAUCUAUUUAAUAAAAUAAUGAGAGGUAUGAAAGUUCUCCAAAAGAGAACAGUACUGCACUUUCUAUGAGUGGAUAUGGUUUCAACAACAGCUUUAACCACUAAAAAUAAUAAGACAAUUUCAUUUUGUAAUUCAAUGAUUAACCCACUGAUUAAGAUUAAAUUAUCGAACAAUCUUAAUUCUAUGAAAAAUCUUAUUAUAAAGAUUAAUUUCCUAAUCAACUUAAUAAUAUGGAGAAGGCAAAUAACCAGAAUUAAAAUGAAAAUUAAACAAUUAAAAAAUAAGAAAUGGAUCUUAAUUAAAUGUUUUUUAUUUAACCUAAUUAUAAAAAAAAUAUCAAGUAAUUAAAAUCCUAAAAAAAUUAUUUUUCUUUAAAUUCAUCUUAGAUUACUAUUGAUUAAGUACAAACUGGAUAAAAUUCAAUGACCACUCUAUUUAAUUAGCAUCCGCUAUUAUAAUUGAAAUAAAAGUAGUAAUCUUUUCAAUCAAAUAGCUAAGAUAUAAAUUUAAAUGAAACUUAGUUUAUAUAAAAUAUUUAUUAAAGAUGUAAAAUUGAUACCACAAAAAAUAGAAAAUCCUAAUCAUUAAACAAUACAACUUAAAAAAUUUAAACUUAACCAAUAAAAGAGAACUAAAAUUUUUACUAAAGUCAUAUAAAAUUAUUCAUUAACGAUUUUAAUAACCAAAAAAGAAGAAAUUAAUUUUUGAGCAUAUCGAAAGAAGAAAAACCAAUUCAAAAAAAUAAUAUUGAUUUGCUAAAUUUAGAUAGAAAUUUAACUUAGGAAGAUAAGAAUUACGAGUUGUUUGAAAGAAAAAAAUAAGAAUUAGAAAGUUUAUUAAGGUAAAAAGAAGAGAAUAAGAAAAUAAUUACAGAAGAGACUUAUCAAGAUAAGCAAAAUAAGUUGAUAUUUGGCCACUAUCAUUAAUUAAAAAGAAAGCAUCAGCAAUUCUAAUUCUUUGAAAGCCUUUAAUAAAAAGUAAACCAAAAAUCAAAGCUUAAUAAAUCUGAGAUUUUGAAUGUGUUUUUUUCAAAUAUGCAAAAAAAUUAAGAGGUUUAUAAUAAAUCAAAGAAAAAAAAUGAAAAGUGGAGAUUUAGUAAAUAUUAUGAUUUUAUUUUAAAUCCCAGUAAAUACGCUGAAAAAAUAGCAAAAAAACUAUCAAAUAAUACUAAUAGUUGA